AUGGCAACUUUACGUGGUACAGUUACGCAUCAUGAUAACGGUACCUAUGCGUUAACCUUUCAUAAGAAGGAUGAUUUAUUAAGUUCUGAAGUAGAACAGCGUAUGAUCACUACCUUCUUCGUCGUCUAUCCUCAAAUUGUCUCACGGUUCAAUUCGAAUUCUGCUUGCAGUGUUCAGUUCACAGUAGACCCCAAUUUUAAUAAAUGUCCAGCUGUGACAAGUGGAGCUAAUGUGACGUUCAGUGCAAAAUGGCUCCAGGAUCAUCCGGCCGACACUGAUAUAGUGACUCAUGAAUUGAUGCACAUUGUGCAAGAUUAUUCGUUUGAUAAUCCGACGUGGCUCGUUGAGGGUAUUGCUGACUAUGUUCGAGAAAAAUAUGGAAUGAAUAAUGUAGCAGCUGGCUGGUCAAUGCCAAACUACUGUUUCAAUCAGAUGUAUACAGAUAGCUACAGAGUGACCGCACGCUUUCUCAUUUGGCUGGAAAGCCGGAUCAAUUCGUCGAUCGUCGAACAACUUGACAAAUGCUUGAGACAGGGAUCUUAUACCGAGCAAAUAUGGCAGCAGUUGACUGGCAAGACUAUCGAUCAACUAUGGAAUCAAUAUGCUCACAAUCCUCAUUUCAGCGAUAGUGAGCCGAGGACGGGUACUGUGUCUGACGGUGUCUACAAGCUGAUUAAUAUUAAUAGUAGUAAAGCUCUUGAUGUUGCCAAUUCGGGCACAAAAAAUGGUACUAAUGUACAAAUCUACACGAAUAAUGAUACUUCCGCUCAAAAGUGGCACAUACAAAAUACUGGCGAUGGCUCAUAUAAGCUAAUAAAUAUCAUUUGUGGCAAAGUAUUGGAUGUCGAACAGUCGAGCACGUUGAAUGGCACAAAUGUGCAAAUUUGGGAAGAUAAUGGAACAGCUGCACAACGAUGGAAUCUUAAGGCUAUAGGCGAUGAAAACAUUUACAAGCUUGUUAACGUCAUUUGUGGCAAAGCAUUGGACGUCGAUCACUCUGGAACAGCUGACUGCACCAAUGUCCAAAUCUGGACUGAUAACAACACAGCAGCUCAAAAGUGGCGAUUGGCCCAGUUGUCAUAA
Messenger RNA from Rotaria sp. Silwood2, 1083 nucleotides. The record is from the annotation of a GenBank genome assembly. NCBI's taxonomy places the organism in Eukaryota, Metazoa, Rotifera, Eurotatoria, Philodinida, Philodinidae.